ACCAGCAACAUAGAUUACCUUUGCUGGAGUGGAAACAGAUGUGCGUCACUGUAGGAUAGUUAUAAAGUCCAUGAGUUAGACUGGACACAUCACGACUGGCAGACGUAUCCGGACCUGCUAACUUAGACACGUCCAAGCUCUACACCCAGAGUGGACGCAACAAGUACCGACGGUUGUUUAGAAGAUUCUGGAAUAAGAGAUAAACAUUCAACGUUCUUUAGAUAUGGCGUUGACGAGUUCAAAGCUAAAUAUCAUUUUUGUGUUGGUCUUCUGUGUAUCUCAUGCACAAGCUGUGUGUACCUGUGAGAAAACUCCGCCUAGUGGAAAUUGUGUUUGUCAGUCUGACAACUCAAAUCCUGCCCAGUGUAAAGCCUGUGUAUGUGACCACAUAACGAAGUAUGGGAAUGGGCCUUUACUCUGCUCUUGUAGACCUGGCUAUGCAAUCAGCAGCAUAGAUCGCAAGAAGUGUGCAGACAUCGAUGAAUGCAACGGUCCAGCAGGAAAUCCGUGUCAGCAGAUUUGUACAAACACUGUUGGCAGUUACUCGUGUUCAUGUAGUCCAGGUUAUGCAAUCAGUAGUGCGAAUUCCAGCACUUGUGAUGACAUCGACGAAUGCAAAGAUCGUUCUACACCUCCCUGCCAGCAGAUAUGUACCAACACAAUCGGUAGCUACUCGUGUUCUUGUGGAUUUGGAUACAGCGCCCUUACACCAGACUCUCGUGCGUGCAUUGCAACAUGCAAAACUGUAAACAGCAGUGACCCUCGACCUCUCGUGAACCUGAACUCGAGAGUUCAAGUCAUGUGUGACACAGAGACAGACGGUGGAGGAUGGAUCAUUUUCCAAAGACGUGUUUCUGGUACUGUAGAUUUUUACAGGAACUGGACGGAAUACAAAAAUGGGUUUGGUGAUUUUAUUUCAGGUAAUUUUUACCUGGGCAACGAGAACAUUUAUCUCUUAACUUCAAACCGUCAAACCGAACUAAGAGUGGAUAUGAUUUUCAAAGGAACACCAUAUUUCGCCAUGUAUUCCAGCUUCAACAUUUCUAGCGAGUCAGAUGGUUACAGACUAUAUGUUGGUGGAUUCACGGGAAAUGUCAGGGACGAUCUAGACAACCACAAAUACAUGAAGUUUUCAACAUUUGACCAGGAAAAUGAUCUAUCUAUCAAAAAUAACUGCGCGCUAAAGUUUCACGGAGCGUGGUGGUAUAAUGACUGUUACCUGAGUAAUCUUAACGGCAUAUACGGUGCAGAGAACACAAAAGGCAACAACUGGAUUCCUUAUUUAGCCUUAUCAUUCACCGAAAUGAAAUUAAGACUUCUUUAACAUGUACAGAAUAAAGGGGUUUCUGUGCAUGCCACAAUAGACCAUAGGCACGGGAGUGUACAAAUGGAGAUGCCUUUAAAGAAAACAUGAAGAUAAUUAGUUAAAACAAAUGAUUUUGCUAAAUAUAAAUCUUAUUUUGCCGUGUGAAUUUAUUAAUUAACUUGCGUGUCUAUGUUAAUGUUAUUACAGAGUAAACUGUUUUUUCAAUCAAUCUGUUGUUUUAAUUCAGAAAAUUAGUCUACGUGUGUUUAGUGCUUGUGAUAUGAACAUUUAGGAAGUGUUACAAAGACUAAGAGUUCUGUACACAUAUACUAAAAUAUUAACUACAAAAAUAUGUGUGUCAAAUGUUUACCACACUGUCUAUAUGUACUGUCUAUGUAACAACGUUUUAGGGGUCAUCCAUAAAUGACGUCACGCUUUUUUGACGAUUUUUACCUCCCCCUACCCUCCGUCACACGUCGUUACAAACAGCAAGACCCCCCCCCCUAAAAUGACGUCACACUUCAGCCUACAAACCCCCCGCCCCCCUCAAAACUGCUGUUGAUUUUUUCUAAAAACAUCGAUAUUUUUCUAAAAUCUUGUCAGAACUCUGUCAACUUAGAAUAUUUCGAUCAAUUCCUAUUACUAUUUAUUAAAACUGUUUUCUAAAACGCGAAAUAACGGCUAAAACUCGUUUUCUAACAUUGCUUUUUUAUAAUGCAAAAGUGUGACGUCACUCCAUCUGAAGAUCCACCCUCCCCUUCAUCACACAUCGUCACAAAAUUACGGAUCCCCCCCCCCCGUCCCCCUACGAGUGUGACGUCAUUUAUGGACGACCCCUUAGUGAUGUUAGUUGUAUGUUUAAAUUUUUAGGGUUACUGCAUUUAAAAAAAAUUCGAUUAUGAUAUUGUAAUAUUGUAUACAAUUAUAGGUUAUAAACGGACGGAAUUUUAUCUUAAACUCGAGUGUUGCAGAAAGAAUAGUAAAAUAAAAUAAGUCGUUCAUCAAUUUAAUUUUAUGUAGAAUUAAGUUACUCUUUAUACAAUGAUAACAUAUUUAAGAAAAAAGAGACUUUAAUUGCAGCGAAAAGAUGAAUUGUGGUGAUUGUUGUUUUUAUGUAGUAACUUGUGUAGUACUGUUCGUCCCUGUUCAAUCCUCGUAAUGUGAGUCAUAUUGUCACGUGUCAUCAUCCCGCUUAUACUUGUUUAUGCUUGCUUGUGUGCGUGUAUAUAAGGUGUGUGACAACCGGUUUUGCAUGCAUCAUUCCAGUACUUUUCAUCUAUACCUUAGUGUAGGUUUGUGCUGUGCAUUUUAUUUUUGUUGCAAGUGUAUCGUAGAUUUGCAUACCUUUUUGUGUUUGUGUAAACAAUGUAGAUAGGACUAUAUCAAACUUCUAUUUGGUGUUUAGUGGGCGUUUGUUGUUUUCAGUGUUGUGUUCUGUAACCUGUGUGUGAUUUUUUGUCUUAUGUGUUGUGCUCCACGUGUCAAUGUGUACACAGCAUAACUGUUAUUAAUACUUAUUUCAAUGAAUUUUAAGUUAACUAUUAUUAAUACUUAACUUAAAAUUCAUUGAAAUAUGCGAAGCGCAAUUUUUAAAUAGAAUUAGAGCAGUCAUAGACAAACAAUAGUAAUAAAAUAAUCAAAUUAAGUUGCUUUUCUUGUCUCAAUAUUUGUGGAUUUUUCAAUGUGUAUUUUAUAUAUAAUUCUUAAAUUUUCAUUUGUUUUAAUAUUUGCUUUGCAGAGGGAUUUAUAUUUGUUAUUUUUAAACACAUUUUAUAUCAACCUGGGCUUACGUUUCUUAGAAUUAUACAUUUCUAGACUUUUACUACAAAGAAGGCUUGUUUGUAGGCCUAUUUGUUUUGUGGUUAUUAUACAA
Molecule: messenger RNA, 3179 nt
Organism: Physella acuta
Lineage: Eukaryota; Metazoa; Mollusca; Gastropoda; Physidae
Product: ficolin-2
Molecular function (GO): calcium ion binding
Source: RefSeq, a predicted model, not a curated record